Molecule: messenger RNA, 727 nt
Organism: Paramecium pentaurelia
Lineage: Eukaryota; Ciliophora; Oligohymenophorea; Peniculida; Parameciidae
Source: the annotation of a GenBank genome assembly
UAUGGGUUGUUAAUGUUGUAAGGAUGAAGAAAGUGUUAAAGAUAGAAAAUAAAGUGAGUUACCAGAUAAUUGGAAUCCAAAUAGAGUUGACAUUAUUAAUACUAAAACUAAAGUUAAAGUUAUCUAUUCUUAAGGUGAUUCUUCAAAAAUUGAUGGCAAUGUAUUUGCUGUAAGUACAAAAGGACUUUCACCUUUACUUUCAAAUUAAAUAAUUAAUGCUACUGUUUAAGAUUGUUUAAAAGAAAAUGAUGGUGCAUUUUAAUUUGGAGAUUGCUAUUAAAUUAAUAUAAAAGAAAAGAAGAUCUUUUUGAUUUGUAUACCUAUGUGGAGAGGUGGUUAAUUUAAUGAGAACAAAAUUAUUGAGGUUGCUUUUAAUAAAUUGGCAAAAUAAAUUAAAGAAUCAUCUUUGAAAUAAAUUGUAAUAGAUGAAGUAGGUGUUAGAUAUUUUGGAUAUCCAAGAUAAGUAUAUUAAUAUAAAUAUAUAAAAUAGGUAAUUGUAUCAAGUUUAAUACAUUCAUUUAAACAAUUUAUGGUUGAAUAAACUUAUUUAGAAUAGAUCAUUUAUACUUCAAAUGAUAGAGCAACAAUAGCUUUGAUUGAAUCUUAACUUAAAUUAUCUAAUCCUCAAUUAUUUUAAGAGGAUGAAAAAUUAGAUAUAAGAAAAAUAGCUAAAAAGAACGACAAUGAUGUCACUUCAGAUUUAGAACAACCCCUAUUAGCAGAAUGA